GUCAUUGAAAAGCUUAGACAUAACUUUGUCAACGCAUGAAUAUCGUAAAUGAGAAAAUUUCGGAGAAAAUGUUAGCUUAUCCAAACAAGUUAAACCAAAAUUAUGAGUUCUGGAUGUUCCUACAUAUUGAGCACUAAGGCCAUUUUCAAAAUGAUGGAAAUCGUGUUUUGCUCCCUGGUGCUGGCAUUUACGAAAAAGUUUUACGGUGUAGAGUUGUUAGCCAUCCUAUUUUCUGCUGGGAUUACAGGAAUUUCGGUGUCUGCUCUCUUAUUUGUUAUCAGUCUAUCGUUCGGUGAACGGUGGGAGCCCAGCCUCCGUUUCCAGUGGGUGCCCCUGUUCUUGUUAAGUCCCCUAUGUUUCAUCCCCGGUGCCUACACUGUGAUCAGGUAUGAUUGGUCAGCCCGUUUGGUUGCUGCUGGAUCUUAUUCAGUUGCAGCUGGUAUUUUCUAUCUCUGUGAUUCGAUCCAAUCCUUCCAAGCGUUCUUCUAUUUUCAACAAUCAAACACGGACGACGAAUAAGUGCUCGUUUAUGUUUCAGGUCUUGCAAAGUGUGUAAUUGAUCAAAUAUUAAAGACCUCUUAAUUUGUUGGUAACAUUUA
Acanthoscelides obtectus is the source of this 599-nucleotide messenger RNA. The record is from the annotation of a GenBank genome assembly. NCBI's taxonomy places the organism in Eukaryota, Metazoa, Arthropoda, Insecta, Coleoptera, Chrysomelidae.